Aspergillus bombycis is the source of this 1569-nucleotide messenger RNA. RefSeq names its product cytochrome P450. The record is from RefSeq and is a predicted model, not a curated record. Gene Ontology annotation, molecular function: oxidoreductase activity, acting on paired donors, with incorporation or reduction of molecular oxygen; steroid hydroxylase activity; iron ion binding. Bases 1 to 1569 code for a protein of 522 amino acids. Lineage: Eukaryota; Fungi; Ascomycota; Eurotiomycetes; Eurotiales; Aspergillaceae. The transcript is spliced from 5 exons.
AUGCUUCAGGAAUUGAUAGCCACACUCGCUUCCGGGGCCCAGAUGUACUGGGCCUCCAGCACGAUCUGGAUGCGCGUGGGGUUCACGGUGCUAGCGACCUGGAUUUUCUGGCGGAUCUGGAGAUUUACAAUCUUGCCACUUUUCCGGCCAAACGAGCCAGUCGAGCUCCCCUACUGGAUUCCCUACUUUGGGCAUGCCGGUGCGUUUUUCAAGGACUCGCACCAACUUAUCAGAAUGGCCCUAAAGCGCUUCGGGACACUGCAACCGUUCAGCAUGAUCAUCGCCGGAGAUCGAUAUUACGUUAUUACCUCGCCGGUAGACACUCGUCCAUUCUUCGCCGACGUGCAAGCGAUGACUACCGACGGAUUCCUCGACCGAGCACUGUUAGCCUUCGGAUGCGCUCCGGAACGUCUGCAUACCUUAUGGCAGCGCAACACACCCACCCGAGUGAACCCGAAGGGGAAGAAUCUCAUCCAUUUGACGCAAGACCUGUUCAAGCACGACCUGGUUCCGGGACCGACGCUAAAUAUGCUACUGGAGAGAUACCAAGGGGCACUCGAUGAACUACUCUCGUGGGACCGCCUCGUGGGCGCCUAUCCCUCCCUGGUCAGUUCGGAGACCGAGGCCAUCUCACUGUACGACAUCUGCGCAGACUUUAUCGCCAACGCCAACCAGGUCGUCCUGUUUGACCGGGCGCUUCUGGACAUCGACCCCGACAUGGCGGUCGACAUGCGGACCUUCACGGAUGAACUCUGGAAGCUCGUCCACCGGUCUCGAUUGGUCGACACCACGGAGGUCACUCGUCUGCUACGCCAGUACGCCUCCGCGUUCAAGACCUACCUGCAGCUGCCACCCGAGGCGCGACCGGACGAGAUGCCAGUCAUCCGAACUUUGCUGGAGACAUAUGCCGAGCUGGGAAUUCAUGAAGAUGACCGGGCCGCCAUGCUGGUCAUGAUCUGCUGGGCUGGUGAUGCCAAUGCCUACAAAGCGGCGUACUGGGUUCUUGCAUACAUUCUGUACGAUCCACAGCUGCGAGAAUUAGUGCGUCAGGAGACAGCGCCGGCGGUCGGACCAGACGGGAAGCUGGACUGGACCUAUCUGGCCAAGCGAUGCCCACAACUCUCGUCGAUCUACCACGAGGUCCUCCGGCUGACCAAACGCGAUGUUAUCGUGCGACAGGUCGUCCGUGACACUGCCAUCGCCGGUAAAAGAUUGCGAAAAGACAGUAUCGCGGUGAUCCCAACCUGUCAGCUGCAUGACAAUCCGGAGACCUAUGGGUCAGAUGCAGCAUCGUUCAAUCCCGAUCGCUUUCUGAAAAAGCCCGGCCUGGCUCAAACCACAUUUUUCCCGUACGGCGGGGGACGCCACUACUGUCCGGGACGAUACUUUGUGGAGCUGGAGAUCUUUGGGUUGGCGGCGCUGAUGCUCAAUCGAUACGACAUGCAGCUGGCUUGGCAGGCGCCGUUCCCCCGGCGCGACGAAAGUCUGGUCACUUUGGGCAUUUCCCGACCGGUUCCGGGAGAUGAUCUCCAUGUGACGUUGAAUUGGAAGGAGGGGAACAAGAAUUAG